AUGCUUUCCGCCGACAUAGCAGAAGAGAUCCGCAAUGCUUUCCCGGGAACAGAGGAAAUAAUUGUACAAUACCUGUCCGGGUACCUCGUAGAUGACGCCGGCGAAGAUGAGGACGUCCUGGCCGUCGCGCGGUACAUACUGGAGUCAGUCGCUCGGGGCCGCGAAGACGUGUUGCAAAACCUCAUGGCGAAGCUGCAGACAUUGCUGGCGGACAUGCUGGAGGAGCGGGAAAGGAAGAAGAUUAAGGGAGCCACGGGGUUGACGAAGCUGGACAAGGUGAUGGACAUGAGCAAGACGGGCGCUAUGAGCAAUACCCUCGCUUUCAACGAGGGCGUGGAUCUUGAAUCGAUCAACAAAGGAAAGGCUUCUCGUGUCGAUGUCAAGAAGUUGGAGAAGCAAGAGGCCAAACUCAAGGCGAAAAUCGAGAAGAGGGCCAAGAAGAGCUUGUACGAGGGCUCUAAGCUGGUGCAGCAGGCGAAGAACCAGCAAUCAUACGAGGAAAUGUUUAUGAAGAUCAACCCCCUCGAAGCAAGCGCUGGCUCGAAGAACAAGAGCAAGGAUAUCCACCUUCCCUCUAUCGACGUCAGCUUUGGUUCGAACCGUAUUCUGUCCGGCGCAAGUCUUACAUUGGCUCAUGGAAGGCGAUAUGGUCUUAUUGGUCGCAACGGUGUCGGAAAGUCGACCCUACUUCGACAUAUAGCUAUGCGUGAAGUUCCCAUUCCAUCUCACAUUACAAUCCUCUUCGUCGAACAGGAGAUCGUUGGCGACGAUACCACCGCACUCGACUCCGUUCUCAAGGCCGACGUAUGGCGGGACCAUCUCCUCCACGAAGAAGCCAUCCUCAAUUCUAAACUCGCAGAGCUGGAAGGCGAGGGCGACGACAAGCGAUUCGAAGAUGCGCGCGAAGAGGCAUCGACGAGGCUGGCGGAGGUGCACCAGAGGCUGGCGGAGAUGGAAGCAGAGAGUGGUCCCGCGCGGGCGGCCGCCUUGCUCGCCGGAUUGGGUUUCAGCGAGGAGGAUCAGAAGAGACCGACGAGGAGCUUCAGUGGUGGUUGGCGUAUGCGGCUUGCGCUCGCGCGGGCGCUGUUCGUCAAGCCCUCGUUGCUGCUGCUCGAUGAGCCUUCCAAUCACAUCGAUUUGAACGCGCUGGCGUGGCUAGAGGACUACCUCCAAACCUGGCCUGGUACACUUCUCGUCGUAUCUCACGAUCGUGCAUUCUUGGACGCCGUUGCGACGGAUAUCAUACACCAACAUUCUGGUCGCCUCGAUUAUUACAAAGGCAAUUUCACUCAGUUUUACUCGACCAAAUCGGAGCGGGAUCGCAAUCUGCGAAAGGAGUACGAUACUCAGAUGGAGUACAGGAAACAUCUGCAGGCUUUCAUCGAUAGGUGGAGAUACAACGCCAAUAGGGCUGCCCAAGCCCAGUCGAAGAUCAAGAUCUUGGAAAAGUUACCGGAGUUGACGCCACCAGAGGCCGAGGAGACCGAGAAGUUCAAAUUCGCCGAGGCGGAGAAGAUUUCACCGCCGCUAUUACAACUUUCCAAGGUUUCCUUCGGUUACAGUCCGGAUAAGAUCAUCCUCAAAGACAUCGACUUUGACGUCGGCCUUGACUCGCGUAUGGCCGUCGUCGGCGCAAACGGUGCAGGCAAGUCUACAUUGAUCAAGCUCCUCAUCGGCGAGCUGCAACCGCUCUCUGGACAGGUCAAUCGUAACGGCCGGCUGCGCAUCGGCUACUUCGCUCAACACCACGUCGAUACCCUCGACCCAACGCUCACGCCGGUUUCCCUCCUCGCCUCCCGCUUCCCCGGGAAGAGCGAACAGGAGUACAGACAACACCUUGGCAACUUCCAAAUCAGUGGUAUGACUGGAUUACAACUUAUUGGAACGCUAUCGGGAGGUCAGAAAUCCCGUGUCGCAUUCGCAGCGCUGUCUUUGCAAAACCCGCAUGUGUUAUUGUUGGACGAGCCUACAAACCAUCUCGAUAUGGAGGGUUUGGAUGCCCUCAUGGCGGCCCUUAACACCUGGAACGGCGGUGUCAUCCUCAUCUCUCACGAUGAGCGAUUCAUCACCAGCGUCGGUAAAGAGUUAUGGGUAUGUGGUGAUGGCGCGGUUACGAAGUUCAAGGGCGACGUGCAAGCGUACAAGAGUCUUAUUGUCAGCAAUAUCAAGACGAAGCCAUGACAACGCUACUAGACUUGCGGAUGGGCGCAAAGCCAUCUUCUUGCGUUUGCGUUGCGCUGCUGUUGUAUUCUACUCUCAGUCAAAUGGAAGAUUGUUUCCGCGCACCAUUUGUGGGCUUAUUGAGGCGUGAUUCUCGCUGUGAACGUGCACGGCGACGGCCACAUCAGUCAGGUUUCAUGUUGCCCUCGUAGUUUCAGCAUCUCGCAGUUGGCCGGUUCGCGGAC
Punctularia strigosozonata HHB-11173 SS5 is the source of this 2405-nucleotide messenger RNA. RefSeq lists its product as uncharacterized. Lineage: Eukaryota; Fungi; Basidiomycota; Agaricomycetes; Corticiales; Punctulariaceae. The coding region runs from base 1 to 2181 and encodes 726 amino acids. The record is from RefSeq and is a predicted model, not a curated record. Gene Ontology annotation, molecular function: ATP binding; ATP hydrolysis activity. The transcript is spliced from 20 exons.